AUGUUCAUUCUCACCAAAAUUGCCGAUUUAGUUCAAAUCGCACCUCAGGAUUUGGGGAAAAAUGCCAGUCAAGCAAUUGAGGAUAACAUCAACCUUAAAUAUGCCAACAAAGUGAUUCAGAAGAUUGGCCUUUGUAUCUGCUUUUAUGAUCUUCUCUCGGCCUCAGAAGGUUUGAUUGGUCAUGGCGAUGGUCUUGUGAAUGUCAAUGUUGAAUUUCGCAUCGUCGUGUUCAGACCUUUCAAAUUUGAAAUCAUGACAGGAAGAAUCAGCAGUUCUAUUGAGAGCGGUAUUAGAGUUCGUACUCACUUUUUUGAUGAAAUCUUCGUUCCUGCAAAAAUGCUACCAGAGGGUUCACACUUUAACCACAAUGAGCAAGUUUUCAUCUGGGAGACCGAAGAAGGUACACAACUUUACUUCGAUAACCAGGAAACAGUGCGAUUUCGGGUCGACUCCGAGCAAUGGAAUGAUCAAGCACCACUGGGCCCUGAAAAGCAAGAUGACAGUGAGGAAUCACGAGUAAUCGAAGCACCUUACAAGAUAGUAGCUUCGAUGGAAGAAGUUGGAUUGGGGCCUUGCUUAUGGUGGGACUAA
Messenger RNA from Botrytis byssoidea, 591 nucleotides. RefSeq lists its product as uncharacterized. Gene Ontology annotation, biological process: transcription initiation at RNA polymerase III promoter; DNA-templated transcription. The coding region runs from base 1 to 591 and encodes 196 amino acids. The transcript is spliced from 5 exons. NCBI's taxonomy places the organism in Eukaryota, Fungi, Ascomycota, Leotiomycetes, Helotiales, Sclerotiniaceae. Gene Ontology annotation, cellular component: RNA polymerase III complex. The record is from RefSeq and is a predicted model, not a curated record. Gene Ontology annotation, molecular function: DNA-directed RNA polymerase activity; DNA binding.